Molecule: messenger RNA, 2897 nt
Organism: Aspergillus sclerotioniger CBS 115572
Lineage: Eukaryota; Fungi; Ascomycota; Eurotiomycetes; Eurotiales; Aspergillaceae
Exons: 11
Coding region: 1-2790 (929 amino acids)
Source: RefSeq, a predicted model, not a curated record
AUGAUCUUGGCCAGGAUUAGCAUUCAUCAGAGCAUAGUAGCAACUCCCUUGCACGCUGUUGCCGAAUCCAAUAUCGCGCUCGCUCAUCUGAACUUUGACUUUUCGUUGCUCCAACCCCUGGGAAAGCAACUGUCCAAGUCCCGGCGACAAUCCGCGGAAGAUGGCUCAUUUCAUAUCCUCGCCAGGCGACUGGGUGUUUUAUUCGAUGAUGCAUACGGAACCCGUGCCAGCGAGAUUGUCCAGGAAACAAGCAAACGACUACAAAACCCGAAAGAUAUUGUCAAUGGAUUUUUCGGUUCCCACCUAGGUAUCGACUCCACUACUAUUUGGGCCAUGCUUCGCAUCCAUCUCCUUGCCUGCAUGUUAGCUCGCAUCUGGUCUCCCCAAGAGGCCACGGCCAUCUGGUCCGAACUGGUCACUCAUCGCCAAGCGGUCAUUAGAAGUCAAACUCAAUCCCAUGAGAUAUUGGCUGCCGCCCAUGAGAUUGACGGGGCGUCGCUAGGAAGCUGGGAUGCCAUCACCGAUCAGGCCCAGAAGAAAGAGCAGAUUCAAGUGCAGUUGAUUUCUGAAGCAGCUUCAGAUCAUGCCUCGUCACCAAAGCCCAAUUGCUAUGACAGUGUGCUUUUUAAUCUCAAUCGCGCAUUGACUACAUUGGAAAGGUUAAUCAAAGGAGAGCCCCAGAGGAUAACAGAUGGAGGUAUUCUCCUUGGCCUGACCUCGUGGCAUCUCUACCCCGACCUUGUUAUACGCCAGAAAGACCACUUGGUCAAAGAGGGCGGGAUUUCUUUGCCACUAUCAAGCCUUCGAUACUACGGCACGGUUCAACGAGAAAGGUCCACAAUGCAUGAUUCACGAAUCUCGGUGGAGCAGCUGCAAGCACUAAUGUUGGGUGCUUCUUUGGGCUCGUCUGAGGAUUCAGUUACUGCUGCUAAAAUUAUUCGGUCGCUAUGGAAGCUCUUUCACCAUAUAUACCAAGUCAGACUCGGCCAACUUGCGGACAACAUCCCAGAGCCCCCGGAAGACCUAUCCAGAUUUGAUGUAGUGGAUCUUAUAGAAGAUACUUCAGAGUCGCUCAGGGACUUGAUGAAAUUAUUGCAGCUUCUCUUUCCACUCAGGGACGGCAUAGACCUGCUUCUCUCGGAUGAUUUUAACGCGAGAAAUACCGCAACACAACUUAUGCGAUACGGCAUCAACUACGGCAAAUCGGGGAUUGGAAACAAAAGCAAUUCAAAAUCUGCCUUCUUUGGGUUGGCGAACCUCCAGGCUCUGCUUAGUACGAUCAGAUAUCCAGGUGCGCGGGUUCGAAUCCUCCGCAAAUUAUGCGGCCAGUAUCAGCUCACAUCGUCUGACUAUGUUAUCCGCUUCCGAGCCAGGGAUAACUCAUGGGUCUAUGCAGCAAUCGCUGAGGAACAUAAUGAGACCGUUCAUGGAGGUAUGAAAAGAAAGCGCGAUGAGUAUGAAUUAUUGGACAUGGAAUCUUUUCGGCGGAUUGAAAUUCCACCAGCGGAGAACUGGAUUUGCAUUGCUACCUCGGCGGCAUCAUGGGGCCAUGGUCCACAGUCUUCCACAUCCGGUGUAUAUGGCGACAUCUUUGCAGAAUUAUUGGAAGAGGACCUCCAGGUUGGUCAGGCCAUUCUAUUCGAAUUUGUCUUUGGAGACCACAACCUUGCGGCCGUUUACAGAAGGAAAACCAGUCAGUCCCAACCCCGGAAUGGGACAUUCUCGAGUACAGUUCCACUCGCAAUGGUUCAUACCCUCUUGGAGAAGAACCUUUUGAGACUUGGCAAGGUUGCAGAGUGUCUUUUAGACCACUUUGGAUCGGUUCAGCCGCUUCAUGGAGAUUCCCUCCUCGCCCUUGGGCGCGUGGUAGACUAUUACAAGUGCAACCUACCCCAGGCUACUGUAUCAAUGAGUAUGAUCAAGAGCCCGGUGAGCUCAUGGACUUGGGUACAGUCAAUGGUUCAUGAACUUGAUCUUUCUGGCCCACUCGCCGAGCAGCAGGCUCGCGAAGGAAACCUCCCGGAAACCAUUUAUUUCAGUCCUUUGUCCAGGGAGCAUGCGUUUGCAGCAAUCCUCCAGCUCGAGUCGGGUACAAUCAGUGUGGAUACGCCGGACCUUGGCGCUGUACUUGCUAUACCAACCGGCAACUCUCUUUUCAUCGCCGACCAACUCGUACACGAUCCAACCUAUCCAGGAGGGGUUUCGUCAUGCGCUGUUUCUCAUGUUGUCGGAAAUCAUGACCUUGAGCGGUGGCGCUUUGUCAAUCAUCAUCCAUUUGAUGGAAGCCCGAUCGGCGGCAUGUUUGACGGUACCUCUCUCCAUUUGUCGUUUACCGGAUGGGAAGGGCCUGUUAGCCUGAGCUCGUCGAGUUUCCGAAGCAUGGAGGCCUACUAUCUGGAGACAACAGUCGCAGUCAAUGACGGUGGGGAGUGGGUGGGUGAUAUCGAUAUCCUAAAGGGGUUGAGAGAUGCCCAGAUGUUAGUUCAUCCUCUUUCAGACAGUGCGUGCCCACAUGAUCCUAGCUUCACAGCCGCGGGGGCAGCAAUGACUACCAUUGAUUGUUGGGAGGAGAUCCUUGAUCCUCCAAAAGGAGUUCUCGUGCUCCGCUCAACACCAGCCACGCCUGGUGGAUUCCGAAACUGGCAGUGGAUGGUCCGAUUGGCCGCGGUCAGCAUGGCAUCUUUGAGAAACUACCAAUGCAUCUGCAUACCUUUGGACAGGAUUGUUUGUUGGAGUUGCGUGGUGAGCAGACUUGGUGUCGACCGGGACAGAAUGCUUGUGGUUUAUUGAGUAGAGAUGGGGAGGAUGCCGAUAUUUGUAGGAGUUCACCACGUCUAUGUAGGGAUUACCCUUAAGAUUAAGUAAUUCAGUGGACAUCUGCGCAUAUAUAAUGGGGC